AUGACUAAUCCCCAGAAUGGCGGCGUGAAUAAUACUAUUCUAGAAUCUCAUGAAGACAAAGAAGUUCCUGAAAACAUCUCUACUGUUAUGAUAGGAUACACCAUGAAAAUUGAGAUCAAUCUUAAUGUUACUUCGACAUCCCUCUACAAGCCUUCGACUCAGCAACCAUCUGGUGUUGAACGUGGAAUAUUGUAG
This is a messenger RNA of Penicillium malachiteum, 195 nucleotides long. RefSeq lists its product as uncharacterized. The transcript is spliced from 2 exons. The record is from RefSeq and is a predicted model, not a curated record. The coding region runs from base 1 to 195 and encodes 64 amino acids. Lineage: Eukaryota; Fungi; Ascomycota; Eurotiomycetes; Eurotiales; Aspergillaceae.